Hibiscus syriacus is the source of this 2202-nucleotide messenger RNA. RefSeq names its product deoxyhypusine synthase. The coding region runs from base 175 to 1266 and encodes 363 amino acids. Gene Ontology annotation, biological process: peptidyl-hypusine biosynthetic process. Gene Ontology annotation, molecular function: deoxyhypusine synthase activity. Gene Ontology annotation, cellular component: cytoplasm. NCBI's taxonomy places the organism in Eukaryota, Viridiplantae, Streptophyta, Magnoliopsida, Malvales, Malvaceae. The record is from RefSeq and is a predicted model, not a curated record. The transcript has 9 exons.
CUAAUUCUUUUCCUACUCCUUUCUUCAUUUCCCAUCUCUCUGCCACCGUUCCCCUCUCACCACCGUCGCCCUCCGCCGGCGAAAACACUGCAAUUUCUGUUCUUGGUACAAUAAAGCAAUCUAGGCAUUGUGGUAGUUUUCUUGGCGAAGAACGAAAGGUGGUAGAAGGAGACGAUGGAUGAUAAGCUUAUAAACUCCGUACACUCCACGGUUUUCAAAGACUCGGAUUCCAUCGAAGGGACUUGUACUAGAAUCGAAGGUUAUGAUUUCAACCAGGGUGUAAACUACUCCCUACUUCUCAAUUCCAUGCUCUCCACCGGUUUUCAAGCUUCCAACCUCGGAGAAGCUAUUCAAAUUGUUAACGACAUGUUAGAUUGGAGGCUUUAUGAUGAGACUACAGCUGAGGACAGCAGCGAAGAAGAGAAGGAUCCUGCUUAUAGAGAAUCUGUUAGAUCCAAGGUGUUUUUGGGUUUUACAUCGAAUCUUAUUUCAUCCGGUGUUCGUGAUACUGUUCGAUAUCUUACUGAGCAUCACAUGGUAGAUGUAAUAGUAACUACAACUGGUGGCAUAGAAGAAGAUCUUAUAAAGUGUCUUGCUCCAACAUAUAAGGGUGAUUUUUCGCUACCUGGUGCUCUGUUACGUUCAAGAGGAUUGAACCGCAUUGGUAACUUGUUGGUUCCUAAUGACAAUCACUGCAAAUUUGAGGAUUGGAUCAUUCCAAUUUUUGACCAGAUGAUGAAGGAACAACUUGAAGAGAAUGUAUUGUGGACUCCAUCAAAGUUAAUUGCACGCUUGGGACGAGAAAUAAAUAAUGGAAGUUCAUACCUCUACUGGGCGUACAAGAACAAUAUUCCUGUCUUCUGUCCUGACUUAACUGACGGCUCCUUAGGGGACAUGCUAUAUUUUCAUUCUUUCCGCAGCCCGGGUCUGAUAGUCGAUGUAGUGCAAGAUAUUAGAGCCAUGAAUAGUGAAGCAGUCCAUGCAAAUCCUAGGAAAACAGGAAUGAUAAUUCUAGGAGGUGGAUUGCCGAAGCAUCAUAUCUGUAAUGCUAACAUGAUGCGUAAUGGUGCCGAUUAUGCUGUUUGUAUAAAUACAGCUCAAGAAUACGAUGGGAGUGACUCAGGAGCCCGCCCGGAUGAGGCUGUUUCAUGGGGCAAGAUACGAGGCUCUGCUAAAACAGUAAAGGUACAUUGUGAUGCAACUAUUGCUUUCCCCCUUUUGGUAGCAGAGACGUUUGCUUCACGAUCGAAAAACUUUCUGGCCUAGUACUUGUUUUUUUCUACGAGACUGCGGAUUCAUCUACUCGUAUUAAUCACAGUGGCCUCCUUAAGGCGGCUAUUAAGCCCAUCAGUACAUCAAGCCCAACUGCCAACCCAGACCCAGCCCAGCGUCCAGGAUCAGACCCAUCUGCUGACCCAAACCCAGCCCGACUCAGCAACCUUAGACAUUAGGGUUUUCAUCUUCUCUUACCCAGCGCCGCAUCAUUCAGACCGUUAGAUCUGGACCGAUCCAACGGUCUAGAUCAAGAGCUAUUUAGGGUCUGAAACCCUAACCAUAGUUCUGAGCCCUAGCUUUUGUCACCGCCUGUAUCCUCUGCUGCCGCCGACUGCUCCCACCUGCACCAACAGUGACCCAAAGCCUAUUCAAGUCAGAAAAUUAGAAGAAAUUAUUAUCCUAGAAAUCUAGGAUAUUAUGACUCUACAUAAGCAAAUUUAAUCCAUCAACAUCAAAGAUCAGAGGGGGACCAUAUAAUUAGAGAGAGGAGGUAUUCGAAAAAAAGAGAAAUAAAAGAGAGAGUACUGGGGGGUUUCCAGAAAAAAAACAAGGAAAAUAUGAGGGGAUUUCGGGGUUUACAAAAAAAGAAAAAGGGGAAACCGAGAGGUUUCAGAGGGGGAAAACGACAAUAUCACAACCAAAAGAGAAAAAAAGAAAAUACAGAGAGAAAAUAGAGAAAAUAUUUGCCUCGGUGUGAAAAACGCCUUGCAUGGCUGUUGGAGUCGAAGAAACCGAAAGGUUUCAUCUUGGAUUCACGGCGUUUGAGCCGUUUUCAGGCCAGGUGGACCCCUGAUCAUUGUUUAGGGCUUUGAGACGUUUCGAUUGGUUCCCGUCUCUUUCUCUUCCGACGCCAGCGUACGGCGACGGUCGCCGGGCAGUGACGGCCGGCACGAUGGAGGCGCUUCAUUCCCAGAGAGUUCUCUGGAA